UUAUGGAGUGUCGAGCACCCUGUUAUGACUCCGAGCUAGCUCGGUUCCCUUAAUUGCCUCUGGAAAAAAGUCCGAGCAGUCGGUCUCUUUAGCCCUGGAAAAGACCCCAAGGACGUCGGCGCCAACGUAAGUUGAAUAUUCUAUUCUCGCCUUGCUGAUCUUUUCUUUUCCCCCUCAUUGUUGACUGUGAUGACAACCUCCCUUUCGCUAUCAUCACCCACCCUGAGCCCUCUCGACCAUGUGCGUGUGUACACGUGUACACUCAAACCCUAUCCCUGCCGCUGUCGACCACGACAUCCCUUCGCUCCCCGCCUCCAAGCGCCACCCCAACAACCUCCUGCAACUGCCAUCGAACCCUCCCGCUGCCACCCGCGCCCUUGGGCAACCUCCUGUGCCUUCGAUGGCGGCAACUUCUUGCGACCUCUCAUUACCCACACCGACUCACCUAACCAAGACCCAUCCUGCUGUCGCCCCGCGCCCAACCAGGACCUUCCUCGUGCUCCCGCUAACCUGACGCUGCCGCCACGAUUUACCGCACUCUCUUGUUGCUCACUUCGGUCUCCUGCGCCUUCUUGUUACUCUCGCACGGCCGCCUGUUUUCUUCGCCGCCUGAUGAUCUCUCCUCGACCGCUGGCAAUUUCUCGUUACUCUGGCACGUAUUCCAUGGCCAGCCGCGGUACCUUGCUUCUACUCAUUUUUUCAUAUAUUUCCCUGUACACUACCCCUACCUAUACAACCCUUAUGAUUCCUCAUCUACUCUAUUGUAUAUCAAAGGUUAGAUACAUGUUUUUUUGAACAUAACAAGGCUUCAUGCGGUCUGGACUCGCGAAUUCAAUUUUUAACAACCAAAGUCAUUGUUCUGUAGUUAAUUCAUAGGAUAAAAAUCAAUAAAU
Messenger RNA from Suillus clintonianus, 893 nucleotides. RefSeq lists its product as uncharacterized. Lineage: Eukaryota; Fungi; Basidiomycota; Agaricomycetes; Boletales; Suillaceae. The coding region runs from base 190 to 795 and encodes 201 amino acids. The transcript has a single exon. The record is from RefSeq and is a predicted model, not a curated record.